GAUGACUUCACUGAAAUGGAAAAGAAGGUGGACACCACCAGUAGGGCGGUGAUGGACAUUAUGACCAAGACCACAGAGUAUCUGCAGCCCAACCCAGCCUCCAGAGCCAAGAUGACCAUGAUCAACUCCAUGUCUAAGAUGCGUGGCCAGGAGAAGGGUCUGGGCUACAUCCAGACCGAGACCGUCCUGGGAGAGUCCAUGCAGAAGUUUGGCAGGGAGCUCGGGGAAGAGUCCAACUUUGGCCUGGCUCUGAUCGAUGCUGGGGAGUCCAUGCGUGAGCUGGGGGAGGUGAAGGAUGCUCUAGACAUGGAGGUCAAGCAGAACUUCCUGGACCCGCUGCAGACCCUCCACGACAAAGACCUCAAGGAGAUUGCGCAUCACCUGAAGAAACUGGAAGGCCGCCGUCUGGACUUCGACUACAAGAAGAAGCGUCAGGGCAAGGUGACGGACGACGAGAUCAAACAGGCUCUGGAGAAGUUUGACGAUACCAAGGAGAUCGCUGAGCUCAGCAUGUUCAACCUGUUGGAGAGUGAUAUUGAACAGGUGAGCCAGCUAGCCGCACUGGUCCAAGCCCAGGUGGAGUACCAUCGUCAGUGUGCUGAGAUCCUCACCCAGCUGCAGUCCAAGAUGGAGGACCGGAUAAGGGAUUCCUCCAACAAGCCCAAGAAAGAGUUCAUACCUAAGCCGCGUCAGUCCUUGGACCUCUCUAGUGAAAACCACAAUGGAGCCAUCCAAGGAUCCAGCUGCUGCACCCCAGGAAGAGUAGCUGCUGCCUCCUCUUUCUUUCUCUCUCUCUCACCAUCUCUCCAUCCAUCACUCUCUCUCCCUCUCGCUCUCUCUCUCUCUCGCAUUCCAGCUCCCCUAGACCAGCCAUCCUGCAGGGCGCUGUAUGACUUCGACCCUGAGAACGAGGGCGAGCUGGGCUUCAAGGAGGGGGACAUCAUCACUCUCACCAACAAGAUCGACGACAACUGGUACGAGGGUAUGAUCCACGGCAGCUCUGGAUUUUUCCCCGUCAACUACGUGGAUAUCCUGGUGCCCCUGCCCUAAAGUCGUUGCCACGGCAACGGCGAAUCAGCAACAGCAGUUUUCCCAGGCGACAAAUCCUAAUCCUUGCAUCCCCAGCUCCCGCCACCCCCAAACAUUCCCGGAAACCCACCCUUUCACUCCGCUAAAAAGGAGAUCUAACUACAAUGAAGAUAUGAUGACGAAAUCGUCUGUGGCGUGAUCAACAACAGCAUGGUGUCACACCAACGAGUGCUAACGAAACAGACUUGAAAAAAAAAUAUGGAAAAAUAAGCAAUGAUGCCGUUUUGAAUGCCAUCGUGGACAUUUACCAUCAAACCAAUAAAAUG
Salvelinus namaycush (lake trout) is the source of this 1355-nucleotide messenger RNA. Its product is annotated as endophilin-A1-like. Gene Ontology annotation, cellular component: cytoplasm; glutamatergic synapse; presynapse. Lineage: Eukaryota; Metazoa; Chordata; Actinopteri; Salmoniformes; Salmonidae. Bases 16 to 1050 code for a protein of 344 amino acids. Gene Ontology annotation, molecular function: protein binding. The transcript is spliced from 9 exons. Gene Ontology annotation, biological process: synaptic vesicle uncoating. The record is from RefSeq and is a predicted model, not a curated record.